AUGGACGACGACGACCACGUCCUACGCUCAUGGUUCCCUAAGGGGCUAGAUCCAGGCGACAAGGUCACCCUCGACAUACCCACGUCGGAAUGGGUAAUCGACAGACUAGUCAAUAAGCACAGCUACCAAUGCGCAGACCGGUCUCUCGACUCUUACGCAUGUGUUCUGUUCGAAUGCCAUAAUGCUGCAGAUAGACAACGGGCUUUUAUGCGCGUUUACGCCCAAGUUCCACACACUUGUUAUGAGGAUGCGGACCGAGCUACCCGCGCCCGAGAAGCGACUGAAUUCACACCUCCCGAGCUAAAGGCAUAUAAGUUUCUUAAAGAAAAACGCUCGCAAAAUACACCUCUACUUCUAGCAUAUAAGCAAGGUUCUCAGGAUAGUAACUCAGGGGCAGUUCCUAGAGGACAUCUUACAUGGAUUGUAUGGGAGAAGGUCCCCGGAGAACACCUAGGAGAUUUUAAAUCCGCUUUUUUGUACUGGGAUAUGAACAGUGAGGAACGAAAGCGUAUCCGUGAGGUCUUCCUUCGAGAGUUUCCGAAGGCCAAGAACAUGGGGUAUUUCCCUGAAAGGGCUAGGCCUCGUAAUCUAGUCUGGGAUUCGAAUACCGGUGCUUUGUAUUUUGUUGGUUUCCGGGAUGCAGAGCGAUUCGAGGCUAAAGGCACUUUCGGCGAAGAAUGGUUGCCACGUUUUGAUCUUGCCAGGCCCCCUCGACCUUACAGAUGGGACAAAGAUUACAAUGGUGAUAUCUCGAACUGGAAAAUCUGA
Molecule: messenger RNA, 768 nt
Organism: Penicillium verrucosum
Lineage: Eukaryota; Fungi; Ascomycota; Eurotiomycetes; Eurotiales; Aspergillaceae
Exons: 2
Coding region: 1-768 (255 amino acids)
Source: RefSeq, a predicted model, not a curated record